AUGGCCGGUCCGUCGAACCCAUUUGCUGCGAUCAAACGCGGAGAUGCGGCGACGGGCUCGAGAGGACGCGGGAACGGGCGCGGACGCGGCGGAGCCUCUCCUCCGCAAGCAUCUCAUCAAAAUGGGAAUGGGGCCGCGUCUCGUGGGGAUGCUAAGUUUCGUGGCCGAGCGCGAGGAGACAGGGAUCGUGGCACCGGUAGAGGGGGCCCUGGGGGAAUCGUCCGGUCCCAUAAAACCGAACCGCAACAGAACAAGAUCCACAAUGGCUCCGGGGACAAGUCGAAAAUCCUCAAGAAAACACCAAACUCCGUUGUCGGAAGAGGGAGGACCGGAAAGUCCGACGUUCACUCGGUAGACUCAAGCAGGGAUCCACGCAAGCGACAUUUGUCUAAGCAGGCAAACGAGAAGGGCGCAACCGAUGUUUCCAUGCGAGAUCCGGGGAGCUACACUGACCGUUACGAACAGCUCAAAGCCGACCGGGCCCAGGAACGGAAGAAAGCGAUCAAAGAUGGGCAGAUGGCAGACCCUGACCAACCGACGUCUUUAACUCAAGCAAUCACCCCCGUUGGCACAUGCACGAGCAUGUGUCCGGAGUUCGAACGAGUCGAACGUAUUGUUCAAAAAAUGGUUGACAAAAGUGAAAAGUUUCUAAACCCGAACACGAACGAAUUGCAAUAUAUGGAAACAAUGAUGCUCAAACGUUUCAGAAGAUCAGCUGCAGGAUACGAUGAACAGCUUCCGUCUGAUAUUCGGACCCCGAACACUCUAUUGCAGAGCAUGAACUACCUGACGCGGCAUGUCGUUGGCGGUCCGGAGCCUCUUGGGCUGAUCCAUAAGUUCGUUUGGGACCGAACUCGAUCGAUCAGAAACGAUUUCUCAGUUCAGCAACUCACACAGGUAAAUGAUGUGAAAAUCGCGGUCACCUGUCUUGAGAGGAUUGCUCGUUUUCACAUAUUGUCCCUCCAUUUACUUUCGAGUCCCACGAAUGAAGAACCUUUCGACCAUCAUCAAGAACGUGAGCAGCUCAACAACACCAUGCUGUCUCUAAUGUACUACUACGAUGAUAAUCGAGGGCGAAUAUUCUUUCCGAACGAAGACGAAUUUCGAGCCUACUAUAUCAUCUUCUCUAUCCUUGAUCAGCGACCCGACUUGGAGUCCCGUGUUCAGAGGUGGCCAAUGGAGCUGCGUCAGUCACCUCGAGUUCAAGUCGCAUUGGAACUCCAUGCGGCCGCCAGCAAUACUUGGGAACCUCAGGGGACCUUGGAUGCCAAAAGGCCCAAUUCAAUUGCUCAGGGCUUUUAUACCCGUUUUUUCAAUCUGAUCAACUCCCCUGCAGUGUCCUAUCUGAUGGGCUGCGUCGCCGAAAUUUACUUUAACCAUGUGCGCCAAACUGCCAUCCAGUCAAUAUGGAAAGCAUAUUGCCGACAGCCCUCUUCUCAACGGCAUAAGAAUGAGGAAUGGACCGUCAGUGAAUUAACAGCCGCGUUGUACUUUGAUCAAGAAGAACAAACGAUCGAAUUCUGCCAAGAGCAAGGUCUGGAAUUUGCGGAAAACGAGAACAGCGAGCUUUUUCUCAGCUGGGGAAACGGCCCCGAUGAUUCAGACGCUUUCCAACCAUCCUCAAGCCAUUCCUUUUCCGAAUAUUAUGUCGAGUCGAAACGGAGAGGCCGAACAUUGGUCGCAAUUAUUCUCGGGCUCAAUAUCAAGGAGGCCGCGAUUUUGGACAUGAUCGAUACAUCAUUGCUCGAAAAGCGGACGCAAUCAUUGCAAUAUGGUGACUAUCGUCACGAGGAGUCGUUAUUUGUGAGCGACGAUGAUAAUGAUUCGAUCUAUCCACACGAUGCAGUCCUCAAAUCGGGUGCCCGCCUCGACUCGCCCUCGUCCGCCUCUAGCCUUCAGAAAACGUUCGAUGAGCUCUUGGAACCACCUGCAGAUAUUGGAUCAAGCAUUCUGGCUAACAGGUCAGACGGCUCUCAUCCCGCAUCACCGGUUUCUGCUCCUUCCGUGGUAGCGAGCACUCCUGCACCAUUCAACCCCGGAGGAUUCGCUACUUUCCCACAGCUCAAUUCCAAUGUUCCUACACAACCGCCGGCAUCCGUUCAAGGACCGACAAAUGUUCAGCCCUUCAAUAAUCCUACGGCUUCUCAUUCGUCAACCGACACAAACGAGGCAUCGUUAACAUCUUUGGCGGCACCUCCCUUUGAAACCCGAAAUUCACAACCCAGUGUAGUCAAACCUGAUUCGCCACCGAACAACUUGACACCGUCUAACCCGGAAUUGAAGCAUAGCCCUGGAUUGACUGCGGGCCAGUCUUCCAGUGCUCUAGACAGGGUCAAGUCACCAACAGUUUCUUGGGGCAUGAAUACAACUGUCACUUUUCCUAGCCAGGCCAGCAAUUCCGGUGAUACCAAGGACAGUCUGGGCCCGCAGCCUCAAAAUCCGCCUCCAAAACCCGCACAAAUCAGAUUUCCCGAACCGCCGCCAAUUUCUUCGAACCCGUUCGCUCCAAGAAAUGCUGAUGCAAACCCGACGUUUUCAUUCACCCCUCCAUCAAUAAAGCAAUCCAAUGAUGUGCUUUCAAAACCAGCUGCUGACCCUCAACCUAACGUUGGGUCAACGAUGAAUGGAGGUCAUGCGACGGCUGUCGUUCUAGAGCAGACUCCCCAUCGCACUGAUGAAACGCCCCGAACGCAAGAAAUUCACCCUCUGCAAAAGUCUGUAGUAACGGAUAGUUCCUUUACAUCUACACCGCCACCGGCACCUACAACUCUCGAGUCCCCGAAUGGACACCAGCCUUACUUAGCGGGAUCAACCGCCACCCACGACUCUAGUGCACCCGAAAUUGAUGCACAACAGUCUGAGUGGAUAACGUCAUUAAGGGAAGCAGCUGAGAGGCGACGAGCGUCAAUCACCGGUCGUAAACGAGUUUACAAUCCUGAAGAGGAGACAAUGGAUACUGGGACUAAACCUGCCAAGGCGUCGAAACCCGAGUUGCCUGCUCCACCGAAAAAGUCACUGGCUCAGUCUUCUGUCAAGCCCCUGCCAAAGCUUCCCAUUUUGGAGCAGAUUGAGGAACUGGUUGCUCGACGGCCUGCUGCAGAACAUGAAAUGGAGCCCCCGAGGCGCAAUCAGAUCGAUGAAGAUGAAAUGCUGCUGUCUGCUGCACGCAUUGCCGCCGAGUCCCUACGGAGUGGCCCUCGACUUUCAGACAGCUUUUCUACGUACUCCGAACCACAACGCUCUUUCAGUCCACGGAGCAGCCUGAACUCCUCGUACUCACUGUCGCGAAGCCAGUCCCCCCAGUCUUCCUUUCAAGUCAAUGGACAUGAUGUCGCCUUUGCUCCUGAAACCGAGCUCGGUCUGGGGCGUUCGAUGUCUCGCACGGAGCAAAGAAUACGGGCUACUGGGGGCAGAGGCCUGGCUUACAAACCAUUGGACUUCACACCCAAAAAGCAGCGAAAGACCCAAUAGAAGCUUGUACUCAGGACAACCCGUGUUGAUAGAUUGAUCGCAAGCAACCAGUGUCGAUAUUGAUGGGAUGUACAUUGCAUUGCAUGGUGGCGUUUUGAGGAUCUAUCUUUGUUUUAUCAGCCACAUUUGUCCUUUUAUUCUGUCAACUGAAUGUUUAU
This is a messenger RNA of Aspergillus steynii IBT 23096, 3629 nucleotides long. RefSeq names its product putative leucine permease transcriptional regulator (SAC3). Gene Ontology annotation, biological process: mRNA export from nucleus. The transcript has 7 exons. The coding region runs from base 1 to 3471 and encodes 1156 amino acids. Gene Ontology annotation, cellular component: nucleus; cytoplasm; transcription export complex 2. The record is from RefSeq and is a predicted model, not a curated record. Lineage: Eukaryota; Fungi; Ascomycota; Eurotiomycetes; Eurotiales; Aspergillaceae.